AUGAGACGGUUACUCGUCGUGCUGGACUUUGGUACGUCUCUUGCCUUGACAUUGUUCGCGUGGUCCUUUGACAUGUUCCACCGAAUACGGGAAGUCAACCUUACGCUUGUGGAUGCUGAGAGCUUGCGCAGAAUGUCACGGUGUCAAGACCUGGAAAAGACGCUUCUCUGGAUUGCAAAUCCGAGUAUCGUAAAUCGAUGUGAAAGAAACAGGAACGUUCUGAUCUUGUGGCAUGUUGCAUGUUGAGAAGGUGCGGAGAUCGCAUUCGAUGUCCGUGUGGACUCUUGCGGCCUGUGCCGAGUGGCCCAGAGACGCUAUGUGUCUUGGACCCGUUGAAGUGAUGGACCGUUUGAUCGGUGGUUGGAUCUAUAUACAUUUAUCGGUGUGGUCUCCUGUCCAAUGUAUCUAUCAUGAUAAAUAUUGUCAAUUAGAUCGUUGAAUAUAUUUUCAAUGUCAAUGACUGCCCGCAGUACCUGGAGAAAAUGCCAGAUCCAUAUGCACG
This is a messenger RNA of Suillus clintonianus, 502 nucleotides long. RefSeq lists its product as uncharacterized. NCBI's taxonomy places the organism in Eukaryota, Fungi, Basidiomycota, Agaricomycetes, Boletales, Suillaceae. The record is from RefSeq and is a predicted model, not a curated record. The transcript has 3 exons. Bases 1 to 246 code for a protein of 81 amino acids.